AUGGCCGCGUUUGAGGACAUCUUGAGUGCGGGCAGGUCGAUAAGUCCCUGGCUAUGCGUCGUGUUAGCUCUGGCUUUGACGAUCUUCUGGCACCUCAGCAUCACAAUAUACAACGUCCUCUUACAUCCGCUGAGGAAAUUCCCUGGCCCUCUUUCACAGAGAAUUUCCUGGCUACCGUGGGGGUUCCGACAUGCCCGGGGCGAGCAGGCAUUACACACCCAAACACUGCACGACCGUUACGGAACGGUGGUACGCAUUGGGCCCAACCACCUAUCCUUCACCGAUCCGCAAGCAUGGAAAGAUAUCUACGGCCACCGUAUAGGGGCCAAGGGCGGAGCACAAGAGAUGAGCAAAUGCGCACUCUUUGCCAGACCGGUGCGCGCGCCCCCGACUACCAUCCUUAAUGCCGACCACGACGAGCAUAUCAUGCUUCGGCGCGCCCUCUCGCACGGCUUCUCGGACAGCUCGAUGCGCCAGCAAGAGGUUAUCAUCGUGAAGUACGUCAAGCUGUUGGUAGAGCGGCUGCGCGAGGAAAGCCACGGCGGCCAGCGCGCGCUGAAUCUCGCGACCUGGUUCAAUUGGACGACGUUCGACCUGGUGAGCGACCUCGUCUUCGGCGAGUCGUUCCACUGCCUCGAAACCGUGAACUACCACCCCUGGGUCGAGAACAUCAUGAAGUCGGUCCGUUUCCACGCCCUGAUGCUGGCCCUGAAUUACAGCGGCCUCGGCAUCGUGGUGCAGAUGAUCCACAAGCUGGGCGGCUUCUUGGCCCUGUCCAAAAUCCAAGAGUACACCAACAGCAUGCUGAGGUCCCGUCUGAGCAUGGGAAAGGGCCGCAACGACUUGUUCGAGGGAUUGGCCAGAAAACAAGAAGAAUGGGAGAAACUCGGGAGAAAUGCGACGAUAUUACUCCUGGCGGGGUCUGAAACCACGGCGACGACGCUGUCGGGGGCCGUCUACCUCCUCCUUUCUCAUCCCGAAAUCCUCGCCCGCCUAACCGAGGAAGUUCGUUCUAGCUUCAACAGCCUCGACGAUAUUACCAUUACAUCGGUGAAUAGGUCGUCCUACCUACUAGCCGUUCUCAACGAGACACUCCGGUUCUACCCGCCGCUCUCGUCUGGUAUGGUGCGCGUUGUGCCCCCCGGCGGCGCAGAGAUAGCAGGGCACUUCGUGCCUGGUGGGACCAUGGUCGAAGUCCAGCACUGGUCGGUAAACCACAGCAAGGAGAACUGGGACGAGCCCUGGAGCUUCCGGCCGGAGCGCUUCAUGGUCAGCCCCGAGGAAGCACUGAAGCGAGGGGACAAGCUGGAGGCCGUCCAAGCCUUCAGCUUGGGCCCGCGCAACUGCAUCGGUCGCAAUCUGGCCUUUGUCGAAAUGCGCCUGGUUCUCGCCAGCAUCAUUUACGCAUUCGACCUCAAGCUCGCGGACGACAGCCAGCGAUGGAUCGAGCGGCAGAAGAAUUUCAACGUCUGGGACCGGGUCCCGCUGAACGUGCAUCUGGUUCCCGCCGGACAGGGGAGCAGGUAACUGUAACUCUUGGCUUAGGCCCGGGAAUAGCGAUUGAGCGGUGCUUGGUUGGUGGUAUAAAUAAGUUGUUAGGUACAUAGGGAAAUCCAUAAGCCUAUAUUUACCUACCGGUCGUAGAAUGUAGG
Messenger RNA from Durotheca rogersii, 1652 nucleotides. RefSeq names its product putative cytochrome P450. NCBI's taxonomy places the organism in Eukaryota, Fungi, Ascomycota, Sordariomycetes, Xylariales, Xylariaceae. The record is from RefSeq and is a predicted model, not a curated record. The transcript has 5 exons. The coding region runs from base 1 to 1527 and encodes 508 amino acids. Gene Ontology annotation, molecular function: iron ion binding; oxidoreductase activity, acting on paired donors, with incorporation or reduction of molecular oxygen; heme binding.